This is a messenger RNA of Rhagoletis zephyria (snowberry fruit fly), 1340 nucleotides long. RefSeq lists its product as uncharacterized. NCBI's taxonomy places the organism in Eukaryota, Metazoa, Arthropoda, Insecta, Diptera, Tephritidae. The record is from RefSeq and is a predicted model, not a curated record. Gene Ontology annotation, biological process: anatomical structure morphogenesis.
CCUGUAUGAAAAUAGCUUUCGGUUCAUCUUUUUUAAUAAUUCUUCGCUUAGGCUUUCCUUUAUAUCAUAUUUCCGUGCUAUUUCACACCUUCAUAUUUUUAUUUUUAGCUACCAAUAACAAAGAUGCAACACAGAAAACCUACUAUACACAAGCACAAAAGGAUAUCUUGUUUUUUGCUUUUAUCCAUGCUGAUAGCUUCUUCUUUCGGUCUGACUGCUGCCAGACAUUCACGCUUGGAUUUAUCAUAUAAUGCAAAGCAAGCUGCUGCAGUAGCAAACUCAACCUCUAGUAAAUUAGCUACUGAAGAUAAACAACAUGCAACAACAGCAUUAGGCAAAUACAAACCAGCUCAAAUAGCUCCAAAAGCAGAAACAGCAGCUAUGAUGGCUGCAAAAUUAGCACCGAAUGAUUUGAAAAAAUCUGAAGCCGGGGAAGGUAGUAAACUAGCUGAAGCUGAAUAUGUUCAGAGUGCUACUAUAAAGGAUACAAAAGCAGCAACGAGCGGAGAAAAAACUGUGAGGCUACCUUCUUCUCAGUUCAAUUCUUCCAAUGCUACAUUGAAAGACGAAUCACAUUUAUUACAAGAAACUAAGCUAUUGACAAAUUACGCUGUUGAUGACGAGGUGGAAUUUUUCGACAAUAGCCUCGAAGAAAAUCUGGAUAAUCAGGGAAAUGAUAUUCAGGUCUGUGAUGCUGAUUUUAUUGGUUUUGAAAUUACAACUGGUUAUGUAUUCUCUGCUCCCGGAAAAAUGUUGCACUCCUUGCCCGGCACACUCAUGCUAACUGAUUGCUUGGAUGCUUGUCGCAAAGAUCCUGCUUGUCAUGCUGUGAACUACGAGACCGGACUAUGCGUGCUCUUUUCGUCAAAUGCUGAUAAAUUACCAGGUGCCCUAGCCAAGUCGCAGUUCCCUGUCUUUACACUUUAUGCACAAAAAUUAUGUCUUAGAGUACGCCCUUGUGCACGUGCCUGGAGUAUUGAUCGCGCACAAGGUUAUAAACUUAAUGGUUAUGCAAAGCGAACGUACCCAGUAGUGUCACGAAAAUAUUGCUUGGAAUUAUGUUUAAGCGAGCAGGAGUUUACGUGCAGAUCGGCGAACUAUUAUCGCAACACAAAAAGUUGCGAGCUCUCCGAAAUGGAUCGCAUUACACUAACCGGCACCAGUGCAUUCCAACGCCAAGAUACUGUCGAUUAUCUGGAGAACAACUGCGUUGAUGAGCCGAAUAAGUUGUGCGAGUUCAAGCGCUUGCCCGGACGCAUCUUAAAAACGGUGGAUUCGGUGUUCCAGGAUAUUAGCAGCAUCGAUGAAUGUCGUGAUUUAUGCUUGAAUUCGCCAUAUAG